AUGGACUACCAACAGCAAGCCCCCAUGCAGCCGCACCAGCAACAGCAGCAGCAGCAGCAGCAGCAGCAGCAGGAAUACCACCAAGGAGCCAAUGUCCAAAACCAAGAAUGGCAGUCCGGCCUCAUGAACUGCGGGCCCUGCGAUACCUGCAUGCUGGGAACAUGUCUCCCCUGCUUGCUCCUCGGCAAGACCUCUGAGCGCCUGCGCGACCCCACGAUGCAGACCUACGAGGCCAUCAACACCGACUGCAUGCUCAUGUUCGGCAUCAACUGUUUCACCGGCUGCGGCUGGGUCUACGCCAUGAUGAAGCGCGGCGAGAUCCGCGAGCGCUUCGGCAUCAAGGGCUCCGGCCUGUCGGACUGCUGCGUCAGCUACUGGUGCGGCUGCUGCGCUCUCAUCCAGCAGGACAAGGAGGUCCAGGCCCGCAUGUCGACGGGGCCCAUCGUCCAGGGCUACCAGCCGCAGAAGGAGGGCAUGGCCAUGCCGCAGCACAACUGA
Molecule: messenger RNA, 498 nt
Organism: Colletotrichum spaethianum
Lineage: Eukaryota; Fungi; Ascomycota; Sordariomycetes; Glomerellales; Glomerellaceae
Product: protein PLANT CADMIUM RESISTANCE 1
Exons: 2
Coding region: 1-498 (165 amino acids)
Source: RefSeq, a predicted model, not a curated record